Corticium candelabrum is the source of this 1173-nucleotide messenger RNA. RefSeq names its product alkyldihydroxyacetonephosphate synthase, peroxisomal-like. The transcript has 12 exons. Gene Ontology annotation, cellular component: peroxisome. The record is from RefSeq and is a predicted model, not a curated record. Gene Ontology annotation, molecular function: FAD binding; alkylglycerone-phosphate synthase activity. Gene Ontology annotation, biological process: lipid biosynthetic process. The coding region runs from base 1 to 1173 and encodes 390 amino acids. Lineage: Eukaryota; Metazoa; Porifera; Homoscleromorpha; Homosclerophorida; Plakinidae.
AUGGCAGUGGUCAAUGAGAAAUUUGUUUGUACUGUUAAAGAAAUUGUUGGUGAUAGUCAUGUUUCUGAUUCGGUUGAAGACAGGGUACAACAUGCACAUGGAGGGACUAAUGUUUCAGGAGCUGUUGAGUGUCCACCAGAUGAGAAGAGAAUGAUUGUAUCUGUUGAUAUGAUUGAAAUGAACAAGAUUCUGUGGAUUGCUGAACAGAACCUCACCAUGUGUGCUCAAGCUGGCAUCAUCGGUGACGACCUAGAGAGACAGUUGAAGGCAAGGAGUUACUGUACGGGUCAUGAUCCCGACUCACGUGAGAUCAGUUCAUUGGGUGGUUGGAUAUCAACACGUGCAUCAGGAAUGAAGAAGAAUACAUAUGGAAAUAUUGAAGAUCUGCUUGUUGGAGUGAAGAUGGUCACUCCUCGUGGUGUCAUCGAACGUGCCUGUCAAGUUCCUCGUAUCUCAUCUGGUCCAGACAUUCAUCACUUUAUCAUGGGCUCGGAAGGCACACUCGGCAUCAUCACAGAGGCAACUCUCAAGAUCCGGCCGCUGCCCGAAGUGAAGAGAUACGGAUCGUUGGUGUUUCCAGAUUUCGAGAGUGGAGUCGGUUGCAUGAGAGAAGUGGCACGUCAGCAUUGUGCUCCUGCAUCCAUUCGAUUGGUCGACAACGAGCAAUUCCAAUUCAGUCAAGUUCUAAAGCCGUCACCAUCAUUCUUCACUUCCAUCAAGGACAGACUGAAAACAUUUUACGUUACAAAAUUCAAGAGAUUCGAUCCCGAGAAGUUGUGUGUUGCUACUUUGGUGUUUGAAGGAGCACGAGAGGAUGUUGCGGUUCAAGAGUAUCGUGUGUAUAGCAUUGCUGCUAAAUUUGGUGGCUUACCUGCCGGAGAAGAAAACGGCGAGAGAGGCUACAUGCUGACAAUGUCAAUAGCCUAUCUACGAGAUAUCGGACUUGAAUAUUCGGUCUUAGCCGAGUCGUUUGAGACAUCAGUGCCUUGGGACAGAGUGGUGGCUACGUGUCGUAAUGUGAAGGAUCGUAUUCAACACGAGUCGCAACGAUAUCAGCUUAUUCAUCUACCGUUUGUCAGUUACAGGUAUGUUGAGCUGAACAGUGUCAUCCACCCAAUUGAAAAUCAUAAACACAACUUCUUGUAUUGGAUGCUGAUAGCUGUUUUAAAUUAA